GUUAAAUAGUUGAAUUUAUUUAGUUGUGGCAGCAACAUGUGGAAAUUGAAGCUACUUAGCUGUUUGCUCUUGAUGCUGGGCAGCGUUAAGGCGCACCAAGAGCUAAGCGAUCUCUUGAAUCAGCAGCAAAAGGAUUUGGAUUUGUCUCAGGCUGAAGUAGAGGCACUGCGUCCGUUCUAUGCAGAGCUACAAAAGCAGCAUGAUUACCUAUACAGUCUGCAAUUGCAACAGAGCGAUGGAGGCGAUAAAUUGCAGCUCGAGCAGCAGCUGGACGCUAGUUAUAUGCAAGCCUUUGAGCACUUUCAGGCGCAAUAUGUAGGCAAAGAGUCAAGCAUAGUAUAUGAUACAACGCUGCCCAGCUUGGAGGAGUUGCUAGAGCCACCUAGUGCAGAAUUGAGUAAGCAGCAGCAAUUGGAGCUGCUGGACUUACAGGAUAUACUGCAGGAUGUGCUGGAUGAAUCACAGCUGGGCAUACAGCAGUUGGUGAAGCGUGCAACAGAGCUGGAGGUGCAGCUAAUAAAACUCAACAAGCCCAAGAUUGUUACAGCUGCUAUUGCUGGCCUCCAGACCAUGUGGUAUAUAUGGGGGCGUGCCUCGCGUGCUGCCUACUGCAGCUACUCGCAUGUGCCGCAGUUCAAAGAGGCAUUGGACUCCGUCAAUGGCGGCGUCGAUUGCUACAAGCACACGAUGAAUAUGAUUCUGCGCAUACAAAACGAAACUGUUGCGUCUGUCAAGGAGAUCAAACAGCAUGUGCGUGGCUUAGUCAAGGUCUACAAGAAGAUUGCAGCCAAGCGCACAAUAAUGGGCAAAAUUCUAACGGGCACUUUGAAUUUCUUCACCGCACUGCGACGUGUGCAUGACAUCAUAGCCGUGGGCAUUGAUGGCUACGAUAAGAUACAGAAUGAGCUACCGCAGGCUGUGCUCAAAACCAAGAAUUGUGCUGAAGAUUUAGUGCUGAGCAUACCACAAAUGGUGGAAACGGCGCAGAAUCUAACAAUCUGCAUUACCUUUGUGGACAAGGAUCACCCGGAUUAUGAGUUUAUGAAGCCGGAGCCACAGCGCUAUUGGCAUACAGGCGAGCAGCCAGCCAAGAUAGCCCAUGAGAAUGUUGAGCUGGACUGGAAUGCGGAGCUAGAGGCAGAACCUGAAGAUGAUUAUAUAGAUCAUCGGUAAACUCUGUUAUAUU
This is a messenger RNA of Drosophila busckii, 1186 nucleotides long. RefSeq lists its product as uncharacterized. The coding region runs from base 37 to 1173 and encodes 378 amino acids. The transcript has a single exon. NCBI's taxonomy places the organism in Eukaryota, Metazoa, Arthropoda, Insecta, Diptera, Drosophilidae. The record is from RefSeq and is a predicted model, not a curated record.